AUGGUCAACGAAUCAAAUGAGAAGAAGAACAAUGCAUCCAAAGAGGAAGACUUGGAGUUUGCUUCCACCCAGGAAGAGGCCGGUGACGGCGAAGAAGAUACAGAAGUGAUGAACCCGGAGGACCAGAAGGAUCCUUCGUCGAACAUUGCCAUUGGUGUCCCCACUGAAGACAAUGCAACAGACAGCAGUACCAUUAUUGAUGAUUCCACCGAGGAUGAUAUCAAAGGUACUGACGUAGACGAGCAGUCACAUCUUGUUGACUUUGAGGAGCCCAUUGAACUGGAACAGGGCAAGCGAGCGGAGGAGCAAGACGAACUGGAAAGGGGCAAUGAAGAACAAGACGAAUUGGAACAGAGCAAACAAGCUGAGGGAUUUCGCAAUGAAGGCACGGAAGGUGUUGUCGUGCAGAUUUCGGAUAUCGAACACGAUGGCACGGUACCUCGCUCCUCUUACGCUAAGCCGCAGUACAGUCAUUCGUGGUGCCAAUCAGAUUCCAGGAGCGUUUAG
This is a messenger RNA of Seminavis robusta, 507 nucleotides long. Lineage: Eukaryota; Bacillariophyta; Bacillariophyceae; Naviculales; Naviculaceae. The record is from the annotation of a GenBank genome assembly.